AUGAAAAGACAAAAUCUUGGUGUGAAAGAAGCGGUCAAAUGCCUUUUGAGAGCAAGAAAAGCGGUGAGACAGACGUCAAAACCGAUUGAUCAGAGCCCCAUGAUCGAGAAUUUCCACAAAUGGGCUGGUAAAAAACAGAAAUUAUACUUUCAAAGCGUUCGAGAUGCUGAUCUAAAAUUGAGAUUGUUUGGUUUGCAAAAUAAUGUUUAUGCAGAUGUACUGGCGUCACCUAUGCGACAAGAUACUAUUGCCAAGGCCCGAAUUCCAAGAGAUUUGCUUUUGAAGUUGAAAUUGGUACCUAAGCUUAAGCAGAGUAAGGAUUUAAUUUACGAAGUGGAUUCAGCGAUAUGUUGUGAUGAAACCAAGGGAAUACCGUUUUAUGUCGUCAACAAUCGAGAUUUUUUGAUGAAAAAUUCUAAAACCCAUAAGCAAUGGCUGCCCGUGAACUUACACACCUCCCAGUCGCGAAUGAUCGCAUUGCCAGACGUCGACUUCAAUGUAAAUCGUUUGCUUAAUAGACACGAGAAGAAGCUUUCUGACGUAAGCCAGACAACCACCACAACGACCAAGCCCGGGCUCAGCGACAAAAAUACAAAGCUUGCUAAAACCAAAUGGCAACUUUCGUUGUUUAUGAAAUGA
Messenger RNA from Lachancea mirantina, 639 nucleotides. NCBI's taxonomy places the organism in Eukaryota, Fungi, Ascomycota, Saccharomycetes, Saccharomycetales, Saccharomycetaceae. The record is from the annotation of a GenBank genome assembly.